AUGAGAGGAUCAAAAUCAAAUCAAAAUGCUGCUGCAUCAUUAAAUAUUCGCCAACCACGACAACGUAUGGCACAAAAUUACCUUCUCCUAUGGGUGGAUGCUAGCAUCGACCAAGCAGACAAGGACUGCCAGGAUACGCUGGCUCAAUUGAAGAAUGUGAUCAAUGAUGUUAACUUAUGCACAGAACCGAAUCAGUGCAUCAAAGCACUCAACACGGUUGACAAGCAACAAGCCUUUGUCAUAACAUCAGGUUCAUUAGGUCAACAUCUGGUUCCUGAAAUUCAUGGCAUGCCACAGCUAGAUGCGAUUUACAUAUUUUGUGCCAACAAAUCCAAACAUGCGGCAUGGACUCAAAACUGGAAAAAAAUUAAAGGUGUCCAUACAAAUAUUAAAGACAUUUGUCAAGUAUUACAAAUGGCGGUUAAACAAUGUGGCCAAGAUUCAAUUGCCGUAAGUUUUCUUACGGUAAAUGAAAUGGCUUCAACUAAUAAUUUAAAUCAGUUGGAGCCAACUUUCAUGUAUACACAACUAUUCAAGGAGAUUCUCCUUGAUAUUAAAUAUGAUGGCAAGGCAAUCGAGGACUUAACAGAAUGUUGCCGCGAAGUUUUUACUGACAAUUCAAGUGAAUUACAAGUGAUCGAUGAAUUCGAACGUGACUAUGAUCCACAAAAAGCAAUAUGGUGGUAUACACGUGAGUGUUUUACCUACAAAAUGCUCAAUCAAGCACUUCGAACUAUGGAUGCUGAUAUAAUCAUCAAUAUGGGCUUCUUUUUACGUGAUGUACAUACACAUAUUCAACAACUGUACGAACAACAAGUCAGUAGUUAUCGAAGAAAAACUUUUGAAGUUUAUCGAGGACAAGGUCUUCUGAAAUCCGACUUUGAGAAACUUCAGAAAGCAACAGGUGGACUUAUGUCAUUUAACAGUUUCUUAUCCACCAGUUCAGAUAAAGAAGUGUCCCUCAGUUUUGCUCAACGUGCUUCAACAGAAUCAAAUAAGGUGGGCAUUCUUUUUAUAAUGUCCAUUGAUCCUUGUUUGAAAUCAACACCAUUUGCCUCCAUCAAAGAGAAGAGUUAUUUUAAGGGAGAAGAAGAAAUUCUCUUUUCAAUGCACACCGUGUUUCGAGUGAAUACAAUUAAACAAAUGGACAAUAAGAAUCAACUUUAUCAAGUUGAAUUACAAUUAACGUCGGAUGAUGAUCAACAACUACGAUUACUUACUGAUCGGAUGCGAGAAGAAGCUGGUGGUGGUAGUGGAUGGAAGAGAUUGGGUAACUUAUUGCUUAGAAUUGGUCAAUUUAAUAAAGCUGAAGAACUUUAUAGCGUAUUACUCAAACAGACAUCUGAUGAUGGGGAAAAAGCGCAUCAUUAUAAUCAGCUGGGAUUAGUGCAUUCGAAUCAAGGUGAUUAUGAAAAGGCUCUUUUGUAUUACGAACAAGGACUUGAAAUUAAACAAAAAACUCUUUCUUCAAAUCAUCCUAAUAUGGCUACUUCAUACAACAAUAUAGGUACUGUGUAUUAUAAGAUGGGAAAGUACUCGAAAACACUUUCAUUUUACGAAAAAGCACUUGAAAUUCAACAAAAAACUCUUUCUUCAAAUCAUCCUGACCUGGCUGCUUCAUACAACAACAUCGGUUUGGUGUAUCACGACAUGGGAGAGUACUCAAAAGCACUUUCAUUUUACGAAAAAGCACUUGAAAUUCAACAGAAAUCUCUUCCUGCAAAUCACCCUGAUUUGGCUACUUCAUACAACAACAUCGGUGAUGUGUAUGAUAGCAUGGGAAAAUACUUGAAAGCACUUUUAUUUUACGAAAAAGCACUUGAAAUUCGAGAAAAAACUCUUCCUUCAAAUCAUCAUGGUUUCGCGCAAUCAUACAACAGCAUCGCUGGUGUAUAUCGCAGUAUGACAGACUAUUCGAAAGCACUUUCAUAUUACGAAAAGGCACUAAAAAUCUUUCAAAAAACUCUUCCUUCAAAUCAUCCUGAUUUGGCUACCUCAUACAACAACAUCGGAAAUGUGUAUAACAAGAUGGAAGAGUACUCGAAAGCACUCUCAUCUCACGAAAAAGCACUUGAAAUUAGACAAAAAACACUUCCUUCAAAUCAUCCUGAUUUGGCUACAUCAUACAACAAUAUCGCUGGUGUAUAUCACAGUAUGACAGACUAUUCAAAAGCACUUUCAUUUUAUGAAAAAGCACUUGAAAUUCGGGGAAAAACUCUUCCUUCAAAUCAUCCUGAUUUGGCUACUUCAUACAACAACAUCGGUUUCGUGUAUGACAACAUGGGAGGGUACUCACAGGCACUUUCAUCUCACGAAAAAGCACUUGAAAUUCGGGAAAAAACUCUUCCUUCAAAUCAUCCUUCAUUGGCUACUUCAUACAAGAACAUUGGUGUUGUAUAUCUCAAUAUGAAAGACUAUUCGAAAGCACUGUCAUAUUAUGAACGUGCUCAGGACAUAAACCAGCGUGCAUUACCUCCAACUCAUCCUCAUAUAAAAAUUAUGAAUGACAGUAUUGCAUUUGUAAAAAUAUGUAUAACAUUAGAGGAAAUAUCAACUCGUAACCCGAAAACCCAGUAA
Adineta steineri is the source of this 2577-nucleotide messenger RNA. The record is from the annotation of a GenBank genome assembly. Lineage: Eukaryota; Metazoa; Rotifera; Eurotatoria; Adinetida; Adinetidae.